AAUAAGACUUCCUAUCCCAGAAGUCAUCGUGGGUAUCACGUCGACUGACCUAGCGCAGUGUUUCUCGCAGACUGUUCUUGAGUGCUGAGUCGAAUAUAUUCUGCCGUGUGAAACCGGUUGUUUUAUUUUACCUCAUUCAGAGACAAAAACGGUACAUUUGAGUUCGGACGUUCGCAGUCAUUGUAAGGAGUGAUCAUAACAUUGGGUUUUGGGUGGACAUUUACGUAGACCAAGAAGGACAUAGCUCAAAUUUCAUAGUAGUGAACAUCCAAGUCCCACGAUGGACCCGAGAGACACAGCCCCUGAUUCCUGGGAACAAGAGGACGAUGUGGAGGCCACAAUCGACGGACAGCUCGAAACAGCAUUCACAACUUUAAAUGUGAAUGCUAAACCAUUUGUGCCCAAUGUAAACGCUGCUGAAUUUGUUCCGGCUUUUGCCACGAAAGCACACUUGGAAAAUGUCGACUCUGCUGUUCCAGUGGUGAACGGUGACACAGAGAUGACCACAGAGGAUCUAUGGGACCAGAAAAUCGCUGAGCCAAAUGAGGAGGAGCCAGGUGGUGGGUCUUGCAGGGACCGGGGGCCAGUGGAUGCAGCAGUAACGGUGGAGUCCACUCCAGAUUUGAUGGAGGAGGAGGAGGAAAUUCUGGUGCCUAAGGUUCCACCUACACAGCCAGAUGCUCCCAAGAAAGAACACGUCAACGUUGUAUUCAUCGGACACGUAGAUGCUGGCAAGUCUACAAUUGGUGGACAGAUCAUGUAUCUAACAGGCAUGGUAGAGAAGAGAACUUUGGAAAAAUAUGAGAGAGAAGCUAAGGAGAAGAAUCGAGAAACCUGGUAUUUGUCUUGGGCUUUGGACACUAAUCAGGAAGAGAGGGACAAAGGCAAGACGGUGGAGGUGGGCCGAGCAUACUUUGAGACAGACAAAAAGCACUUUACCAUCCUAGAUGCUCCAGGCCACAAAAGCUUUGUGCCUAACAUGAUUGGAGGCGCAUCACAAGCAGACUUGGCUGUUCUGGUGAUCUCUGCAAGGAAAGGUGAGUUUGAAACUGGUUUUGAGAAGGGUGGACAGACACGGGAGCAUGCCAUGUUGGCCAAAACAGCUGGUGUCAAGCACCUGGUAGUUCUUGUGAAUAAAAUGGAUGAUCCUACAGUCAACUGGAGCCUUGAGAGGUAUGAAGAGUGCAAGGAGAAACUAUUGCCAUUUUUGAAGAAGGUGGGCUUCAAUCCAAAGAAAGACAUUCAUUUCAUGCCCUGCUCUGGGCUGACAGGAGCAAACUUGAAGGAGCCCACUGAGAUUUGCUCCUGGUAUAUAGGUUUACCAUUCAUUCCACACUUGGACAGUUUGCCAAAUUUCAAUAGAUCCAGUGAUGGCCCCGUGAGAUUGCCCAUUGUAGAUAAAUACAAGGACAUGGGCACAGUGAUUCUGGGGAAACUAGAGUCGGGUUCCAUCAGUAAAGCACAGCAGCUGGUCAUGAUGCCAAACAGGCAUGUAGUGGAGGUUUUGAGUCUCUUGUCAGAUGAUGUGGAGACAGACGAUGCCGUGGCGGGUGAAAAUCUCAAACUGCGACUAAAAGGCAUAGAGGAAGAGGAGAUCCUGCCUGGCUUUAUACUUUGUAAUGCUGAGAACCUUUGCCACUCGGGGCGCACCUUCGAUGCUCAGAUUGUCAUCAUUGAACACAAAUCCAUCAUCUGUCCAGGUUACAAUGCAGUCCUUCACAUUCAUACCUGCAUUGAAGAAGUGCAAAUCACAGCCUUAAUCUGUCUGGUAGACAAGAAGACGGGAGAGAAGAGUAAGACACGACCACGAUUUGUCAAACAGGACCAGGUCUGCAUCGCCCGUCUGCGCACAGCGGGGACCAUUUGCCUUGAGACUUUUAAAGACUUUCCUCAAAUGGGACGGUUUACCUUACGGGAUGAAGGUAAGACCAUCGCCAUCGGUAAAGUGUUGAAGCUGGUUGCUGAGCGGGACUGAAGAGGAUGGAGCUGUCUUAAGAGCCCUAGCGACAAGGAACAGGUGGAGCUUGGUCAUAAUCCGCCCACACUGUUUCCAGGGGGCAUGGCACCGACCUGUCACACUCCCCCCUUCUGCGUCUCAAAGAUCAGCUUCAAAAAAAUAACUCGUGAAAAAGAACCUGCUUUUAAGCAAAUGACAACCAAGAUUAAAUCCACACGAGUCAGCUUUCUCAUAUUGAGAGCUCAGCUAUGCUAUUUCUGGGUUAGCCCUCUCUCCAACCUCUCCCCACCUCUCUUCUCUGGUCUACUCACCAAUACAUCUUUUCCUCCUUUUUUUUUUUCUUUUUUUUUU
Messenger RNA from Monopterus albus (swamp eel), 2308 nucleotides. It is a transcript of the gene gspt1l, whose product is annotated as G1 to S phase transition 1, like. The record is from RefSeq and is a predicted model, not a curated record. The coding region runs from base 281 to 1975 and encodes 564 amino acids. Gene Ontology annotation, molecular function: GTP binding; GTPase activity. NCBI's taxonomy places the organism in Eukaryota, Metazoa, Chordata, Actinopteri, Synbranchiformes, Synbranchidae. The transcript has 13 exons.